Messenger RNA from Cryptococcus deneoformans JEC21, 1280 nucleotides. Its product is annotated as expressed protein. The coding region runs from base 162 to 692 and encodes 176 amino acids. The transcript is spliced from 6 exons. NCBI's taxonomy places the organism in Eukaryota, Fungi, Basidiomycota, Tremellomycetes, Tremellales, Cryptococcaceae. The record is from RefSeq and is a predicted model, not a curated record.
AGGUCGGUCGAUUGUAAACAUCAAGCCAUUCAGUCUUAUUUCUCAAGCAGAAACGUACAAUUGCCACAGAGGCCGCGCACACUCCCCACCACUACAAGGGUCUUGCCUUUAUACGGGUCUUGUCACACUCGCCCCGAACCUGAUAGACAGGCGAUGUCCACAUGCCUCCGGUGGUCUCCUCUGUCGUUUGGUUUGCCCAAAAUGCUCAGUACAUUAUAGCAUUCGUCCUAGGAGCAACCACAUUAGUCUUCUCAUGCCUGGCGUACUUGAUACUGCGUUGGGUAAUAUUGCCUAACCCUUUCUUGGGCUUAUUCUCUCCAAAAUCACACCCUAAAAGAAAACCCACAAAGGCAAAGGGCAAAACAACAAACUUAAAAAAGACGACAUCCCGAAGUAAGGUUACCCGUAACAGUUCCCCUGGGCUGGUGGACAGCGCAUUUACCAUGAUGGGGACCGGCCUGCUUAUUUGUUCAAUCGCUUCAGCUGUUAUAUGUGCAUAUUCCUUGACUUCUCAGGGAUGCGAGGCUCUGAGACAUUUUGGACUGAUUGAGUGGUUGCCUUGGAAGACUGGUUUAAGAUGCUACCGUUCACGGUGGGACUGGGUGGGGGAGUUCUUGGGAGAGCUGCUCCUAACGCUGCUGCACAAGUCUGAAUAUGGGACUGCAGCAAUCAAAACGAUUGAAAACAUGUAGCCCCUGUACAAACCGCUUUUUGCUCAAUCAUAAAAUACAUUCUUUUUUCUCUUUCAAAUAUCCCCAAAAAAAACAAUAUAUCCCUAUUUCGCUUGCAGACAACUCCUAGUCAAGCACAACAAUUAAGAUGAUACAGCUGCAGCCGAGCAAUAACUUAACAGAUGUUGGUCUUCCAUUUGCUCCUUUUACUCCUUCUCCUUCUCAACAUACUCCCAUUGUCCCAGCUUCCCGUUCCAACAAGGAUCGGCUCCUUCCGCCGGAGGCCUCUCCAAAUCCUCCUUUUUCAAAUAGCCCUUCCUCACUUUCCGCUUUGCUUCAGUCGAUACACCCAAUGCUUCAUCUCUCUCCUUUAGCAGCUGACGAUCGACCUGGGAGUCGUCUGUGUAAGCCAUCAUGAGCUGGGGAGGACCGAGGGGUAGGUCAGGGUGAAGGUCGAAUUGCCAGUAAAUGAUUACUUCAAACGUUGUUAAAAUAGAGCGACAAAAGUAAGGAUAGAGCGGGACAUACUAGGAACGAGUGAUUUGGUCCCCAGCAUGAGCAUGCCAGAGUCGACUUCAUAUCUAUGGGAAUGCCAGUACUGUGGAAAGC